UAGAGGACCGCUGUGCCCAAAUUGCAUCCUGCAACGUGCGGUGCCAUCCAUCCCACACGACAGCAGCUCGUGCAUGGUGCACCUCCUUACAUCACCGCUCCCGCAGCCGCGCAGGGGCCGAUGCAUCAGCUCGCAUCACUACUAUCACACGGGAGCGGACGACCUCUUUGCACGCGCAGGUUCACGCCUUGGCGCGCGUUUUUUUUUCUCCCUCCCCCCCUUUUAGGUGAGCGCGCACUCGGUGUUCGGGAGCUCGUUCGUCUGCGCAGAUGUAGCGGAGAGAGGUGCCCGCAAGUGAAGGGGGACUCUUCUUAAGUUACCAGCAUCGGGGUGUAGCUCCGCGCCGAGGCGCAGCUUUCCAGGUGGACGCACGAGCGCGGGGAGGAGAAACAACAACAACAACAGCGGGAGAGGAUGCGGAGCCGAGCAGCUCCGGGAGCCGCAGCUUCACCUCAGCAGCGCGUCGGCGGACCCUCCUGCAACUUUUAAUGUGCUGAAGUUUAUCUCUGUUCCGUCCGCGGUUCGGCUCAGCACUCGGCCGCCAUGGUUGGUCCAUCCGUCCACAGUGCGCUCUUUCUGUGCGCCUCGCUCCAGCUGUUCCCCCUGCUCGGCGGACAGGUGCCAAACUGCCAGGAGGUGCGCACGGUGUUUCAGUCUCUGCACCCGGGCUCCAAGUGGGUCCCCGAAAGCCCAGUGUCAGGUUCGGAUCUGCAGGUUUGCCAAACCAAAGGCCCGACCUGCUGUUCCAAGAAGAUGGAGGAGCGGUAUCAGGUAGCCGCACGCAGCAACAUGGAGUCUGGUCUGCAGGUUGUCAGCGCCCAACUCAAACGCCUCAUCAUCCAGAACGCUGCCAUAUUCCAAGAGGCCUUCGACCUGGUGCUGCGUCACGGCCGUAACUCCACCCUGGCCAUGCUGAAGUCAGAGUUCCCGGGUCUUGGAGCCGGCGCCCAGAGCUCGGUCGGGCAGCUCUUCCUGGACAUGGCGCUCUACAUCCUGGGCUCGGACUCCACAGUGGACAACAUGGUGGGCGUGCUCUACGACCGCCUUUUCCCUCUUGCAUACCGCCGCCUUCUGGGGGGCAGCGUCCCCUCUGUGUCCGAGGAGUGCAUAAGAGGAGCCUGGAAGGAAUCGGGAGCCUUUGGCCCUUAUCCCAAGCUGAUGAUGACCCGUCUGUCUCGCUCCCUCCUGGCCACGCGGGUCUUCCUGCAGGCGCUUAACUUGGGCAUAGAGGUCGUCAACACGACGGACCACCUGCGGCCCGGCCGGGACUGCAGCCGGGCCCUGCUGAGGCUGUGGUACUGCCCACACUGCCAGGGCAUGCUGGGCCCGCCGGCCUGCAGAGGCUUCUGUCAGGCCGUGAUGCAGGGCUGCCUGGGUGGGGCGGCCGAGGUGCAGCCUCACUGGAGGACCUACGUGGACGGACUGGGGAAGCUGGCCGGUUCCAUGAGGGGGGAGCAGGACAUGGAGGCCGUUGUUCUCAGACUGCCUGCGAUGAUCAAACUGGCUCUCAGGCACGCCGUGAACGCACGCAGCCGCCUCACCACCCUGGUGAACGGGAUGUGUGCGCACACUCCUCAGCGGGCCUCCCGCUCAGUCGGCUCCCCUCCUCCCCAGCCCCCCGCGGCGUCCGCAGCCCGCGGCGCACAGCCCUCGUCCCCGGACUCUGAUGAGACCUUGGCCGGCCUCCGCAGGGAGUUCAUAUCCAGCCUGAGGGGCUUCAGCUCCUUCUACAGUGGCCUCGGGGAGGCGCUGUGCAGCCGCGAGCCGGCGCCGGCGAACCACUCCCUCUGCUGGAAUGGGCAGGAGAUGACAGACAGGUUUCCCGGACCCGGCCUGAAGCGAUUGCACCCCGGCUCUGAGUCCAAGAGCAACAAGCCCCCGGAGCCAAUCAUCAGCCAGAUCAUUGACAAACUCAAACACAUCAACCAGUUACUGCGGCUUGUGACGGUAUCUGAGAAGCGCUGGAGAGCCCGGUCUCGUGGCGGCGGCGGCGGAGGGGACGGGUGGAGUGACGACGGGGAAGAGGGAUUCCAGAGUGGCGACUGCGACGACGAAGACGAAUGCACCGGGGUGUCCGGGCUGGGGCCGCCGCCGAGGCGCAAACGGUUGCGCAUCUUUGCAGAUCUCGCUGACAACCUGGCUAUGGAUGACUUCACCUUCCAGGAGCAGCUGCUGACCCCUCGGUUGGCCACAGCCGGCGUCGGAGGCGUCUCCUCACCCGCGGCUCCACUCUGGAGGAGCUGCCUGGUCCCGACGAUCCCCGCGGCGCUCGUUCUGCUCCUGAUUCGUCGCCACUGACCGGCGCACUCGCACAUCUCCCAUCGCCUCUUUCCGUUAGGGUUUCAAAAACUCUCUGUGGAACAUGAAAAAACUGCCGUGUCCAGAUGCUCAUCGGAGGAAGCAUGAACAACAGAUUUCUAUUAACGUGUCUCAGUAAGAACUUGUUUUGUUUUUAUUCAAAAUCACGAAACAACCGUAUUAAAGCACACCAGAUAAACCUUUGUCAUUGUGUUAAUAAGAAACUUGCCCUCUGGUCCACUCCCACUAUAAUAACUACAUUUUUCCCCCCUUGCCUCGUCUCCUCUUUGCUCCCAUAGUGACUUAUGUGUAUGUAUAAAUGUGGCAAAGACCUGCCAUCAUUAGUCAACUUUGUCAUGGGCCUUCAAGUGAAGAGCUACUUGGAAAACAGGCACACAACUGACCUUUUCUAAAAAUGCUCCCAGUCCCAAUCUGCAACAAGUUAUUUCCCAGCAGGAACCCACUGGAGGAAGAGAAAAGCUUCAGCGACUUUCUUCCAUGACAGUGAAUGAUCUCCUGCCCAGAGUGGACUUGUUUCAGGGGGCUCCAUGUCCCAGAAGGCUGAGCUGAAACGGUCCCUUAGAGAGCGUUGUACCUUCAAAUGCUCUGUUACUACUUCAAUCUGCUUCCUUCUCCAUAAUUAUUGGUGUCCUAGUGAUGAUAAAUUAUUUCAGAUUUCCUCAAUGGAAGUGGUUUUUUUCUCUGUUAGUGUCAAUGUUUGCUUUAUUUCGUAACACUGAUUUCUUUUCUUUUUUUUACAGUAACAGCCCUAUGAUUGAGGGAAAAAAAUCAAGGGCUAUCAACAGAGCCUAAGUCUCCAAAUCAGCCUGAUAACUGUACAGAUGUAUGUUUCUCUGUGUUGGUGCCAUGUUUACAAAAAUAUGUUAAUUUGCGAUAUUGACAUAUUUGACAAGAAAAUUUGGUUGGACUGUGAAGCCUUUCUAGCUUAUUCUUCAGCACUGUGGGUAAAGCAAGGAGUCAAGUGAAAUAUAAAUAUGUAUAAAAAUGUGUAAAUUGACUUGUUCUGUUGGUUUGCAUUGGGCUCACACUAUUUAUCCUGCAAAUGUUGCCCUUUGCAUUGAAUUAUUUGUUCUUCGAUGUUCCGUUUAAAACCAGAAGCCAGAUUUUCAUUUCAAUGUUUGUUUCAUUUUGUUUUGUCUUGUGGUGCAAACUGGAUCACAGAAAGCUCCCGUGCUGCUAAGACUGGAGGACAUGUGAUGGAUGCGUGGAAAGACGCUAAUUAAAAGCUGGAACUGAGUCUGCUGCUGCUGCCGCCACCCGGCUGGCUUCACAGCUGCACGUGUUGACUGUGCUCACGCCAAACUAUUGGACUCAUGUCAGGAGAAGCACAGGAGUUAACUAAUAACUGUAACAGUGGCCCUGUUCCAUAAAGGUGUGCCAGUGAGUCAUGUCGGUGGGCCAGGGUCCUGAUACCAGACAUCCAGCUGCCAGUGGCAGAUCCAGGAACGGAGGUUGACCAAAACGAAUGCCCAGUGACAUGUUUUUUUGUUUUGUUUUUCAGUUGAAUGUUGAUGAGGAAGGUACAAUGUAAAAUAAACUAAACAUGAUUUGCUGUUUUGUGGUGAUGUGUGUGUGUGUGUGUGUGUGUGUGUGUGUGUGUGUGUGUGUGUGUGUGUGUGUGUGUGUGUGUGUGUGUGUGUGUGUGCGUGCGUGAGUGAUGUUUUGAAAGACAAAUUAUUUUUUCAGCCUUUUUUCCCGUGAGAUGGAGUCUUGGUUCAUUUGUCAAGAGCGUAUUCAGCCGAGUUGUGAUGAAAAUAUGAUUUCAAACAUAUUUUUGAUAUGCAAAAUAUGCGGUAUAUUGACAAGAAAGAUCCAAGCUGUAACCCCUCUCACGUCACAUUAAAGGCCCUGACAACUUGGU
Scophthalmus maximus (turbot) is the source of this 4180-nucleotide messenger RNA. It is a transcript of the gene gpc3, whose product is annotated as glypican 3. Gene Ontology annotation, cellular component: cell surface; extracellular region; plasma membrane. The transcript has 8 exons. NCBI's taxonomy places the organism in Eukaryota, Metazoa, Chordata, Actinopteri, Pleuronectiformes, Scophthalmidae. Gene Ontology annotation, biological process: positive regulation of canonical Wnt signaling pathway; regulation of protein localization to membrane; cell migration. The record is from RefSeq and is a predicted model, not a curated record. Bases 544 to 2298 code for a protein of 584 amino acids.